GGCAACGCCGCAGCUAGACAGCGGCUAACGGCUGGGAGACGUCACGAAAAAUGACCGUUAACAAACUUUGUCAGCGACUUUUCAGGUGUUUGUUUGAGAGAUGAGCGUUCGCUACGAGUGCCAACUUACCGAGGUUUAUCACACGGACAUGUCCGGGGAGCGAGCACCUCUGCCAACCGUCGGGAACGGCCUGCUCCGCGGCGGCCGUACGAGGUCCUACGGCAGUCUGGUCCGGUCUCCGGUUCACCAGAGGCGGAUAGAGCACAAAAUCCAGCCGGGAGAAACACUGCCAGGCCUGGCCCUGAAGUACGGAGUGUCGAUGGAGCAAAUCAAAAGAGCAAACAGGAUGUACACCAACGACUCCAUCUUCCUGAAGAAGUCCUUGUCCAUCCCCGUGCUGUCAGGCCUGGAGCACGGUAGUAACGGGGUUUCAGAGGACAGUGAAGAAGACAGUGCUUCUGCUCAAAACGGGCCAGACAGAGCGUCGGACCUUACUCCGGAGGAUUUUUUGAAAAGGUUGGAUGGUUUGAUAAGUCAGUCCAAGAACGCUGCUGUUAAAGGAUGCCAGGAGGCAGAGAAAAGGGUUGCCGCCCUAGAAGUAGCUUGCGCCGGCAGGACGUCAGACUGGCGGCCGCUCACAAGGUCGCAGAGUGUCGUUUCAUCGCCCAGAAUGCUGCUGUUGCAGCAGCAGGCGCCACAUGGAACAGUACCCCUAACUAUCACCAAACUCACCAAGAAACUGAGAGACAGAGAAGAUGAGAUCUUCCAGCUGUGACAUGUUGUUUUUGCUGUCACACUCUGAUCAUUAAAGACACUUUCCCAGAAGGCCACGUCACAGGGUUUGGCCUCCAGCAUAAUAGAGCACUCCAUACAAAGAAAUCGAUACUUUGUAAUCCUUCUGCUGCUUAAUGGACUUGGAGCUUAAAGGUUUUAAUGUAGACUUAACAAUGGGAAGUUACACUGUCUUUUAACUAAAGCUGCAAAUAAUCUUUUACUCGAUUAAUUGAUUAGUUGUUUGGUGCCUAAAAUGUCAGAAAAAGACCAAUGUGACAUCCUCAAAUGUCUUGUUUUGUCCACAACUCAAAGAUUAUUCAGUGCACUGUCAAUGAAGACAAGAGAAAUUAGAAAAUAUUCAUAUUUGAGAAGCUGAAAAUGACUCAGAACGAUGAUCAAAAUAGUCCUUCGGGUAGUUUAAUCGUUAACAACUGAUCGAUUAAUCGAUUAAUUGUUGCAGCUCUACUUUUAAAUUGUUUUUUAAAAGGAAUAUUGCACUGCUGUAGCCUUUUUAUUUAUUCGUUGAGACAGACUGUAGAUUAUGAAAAGCUUCAUAUUCUCCCAUAGAUGCGUUUGGCUUGAAAAUGAGAGCAUGAAAUGUUAAAAAUGGGAAUUUCACAGUCACAUGUUGGUUCAGUCAUAUGACUCUUCAUAUGGUGAGCUCAAUAAGCGGUUUGUGUGUAAUGCUACCUCACAGCCUGCUAAUGCAACGUUGGCCAAGUUUUUCUUUUUUUUUUACACUUUAGCCAAGGUAAGUAAAGUAUAUAAAUCACGUUCACUGUAAUACUGAGAGUGCAACAUUGCUCACAAAGUGAUCUGUCUGUUACUGCUGAUGAAUUUCAACUAUAAUGUAGCCAAAGUUUGAAAAAAGCAAAACAGCAAUCUUUUUAUUGUUUGUUAUGGGCAUAUUUUUUUUAUUUUAAGUUUUUUUUUUUUUUUUUUUUUUUUAUAGUUCAUUUUUAGAAUAACAAAGUUUUAAUCCAUCAUGUUCAGAUCUAAAUGUACAUUUGUCCACACUUCUUACAAGGCUGAGCUCUCUUGGCCUACCUCUUGAAAUAGCUGACUCUCAUUAACACUUGACUUUAAAAGCAUAUUUCUGUAAUUGAAACGUUGAACAUUAUUUCUUACACAAAGAUGAUUAUUAUAGCAGUUAAACGCUAAAUUAUAUUUUCCGACUAUUGUUUAAGGUGAAGUGACAAGUCUGGGCUUUCAUUUCUUUCCCUUGUCUGUUGAUAUUCAAUGUCUUUGUAAGGUAA
Messenger RNA from Larimichthys crocea (large yellow croaker), 2030 nucleotides. It is a transcript of the gene lysmd1, whose product is annotated as LysM, putative peptidoglycan-binding, domain containing 1. The record is from RefSeq and is a predicted model, not a curated record. The transcript has 4 exons. NCBI's taxonomy places the organism in Eukaryota, Metazoa, Chordata, Actinopteri, Sciaenidae. Bases 101 to 775 code for a protein of 224 amino acids.